Lasiodiplodia theobromae is the source of this 1527-nucleotide messenger RNA. RefSeq names its product Pyridine nucleotide-disulfide oxidoreductase class-2. The record is from RefSeq and is a predicted model, not a curated record. The transcript has 3 exons. Lineage: Eukaryota; Fungi; Ascomycota; Dothideomycetes; Botryosphaeriales; Botryosphaeriaceae. Bases 1 to 1527 code for a protein of 508 amino acids. Gene Ontology annotation, molecular function: N,N-dimethylaniline monooxygenase activity; flavin adenine dinucleotide binding; NADP binding.
AUGGAUCUCCAAGGCCUCCUCUCGUACUUUAUACACCAUCCCAUCAUCUUCCUCUAUCAGCUUAUGCAAUGGGCUCUCGACAAGCUUCUCUCGCCGACACCCCCACCGCCCAAUGCGGACCUCAGCAGACCUAAGAUUGCCAUCAUCGGCGCUGGUUUGACUGGAGUCUCUGCGGCAUCCCACUGCGUCGGCCAUGGUUUCGACUGCACCAUUUUCGAAGCCGGAGAUCGCAAGGCUCUCGGCGGGAUCUGGAGUAAAGUGAAUAAUACUUCUGGUUUGCAAAUUCACAGCAUCAUGUACCGUUUUCAUCCCUCCGUGAAGUGGCGUGGAGGAUAUCCCGAUCGCCGGCAGAUCGUCAGCCAGAUCACCGAGCUUUGGGAGUUUUAUGGUCUCGAGCAGCGCACCAAGUUCAACACCCGCGUUGAGAAAGUCUACAAGGACAACAAUGGCCGCUGGAUUAUCAACGACACGUCCAACGGCCGCUUUGAUGGUAUCAUCGCUGCCGUCGGAACCUGCGGAGACCCCAAGGUGCCCCACAUCCCCGGCCAGGAGAAGUUCAAAGGAGAAAUCUACCACUCUUCCGAGCUGGACGGCAAACAAGCCAAGGGGAAGAAGGUCCUGGUCAUCGGUGGAGGAGCGAGCGCCGUCGAGGCUUUGGAGUUUGUAGCCCACGAGGAUGCCGAAAAAACACACGUUCUUUCCAGGUCUGAAAAAUGGAUCAUCCCCCGUAACCCAAUCAUCGACAUGCUGCUGGCAUUCAAUAUAUUUGGCCAAGAGACCAUCUUUUCUUGGAUUCCCGAAAGUCUGCUUCGCCUUUUCUUCUAUCGCGACCUCAAAGACCUGUCCCCUCCUCCCGGUAGCAAAGGUGUUUUCGAGGAGACUCCCAUGGUCAACGACGAAGUCCUCGAACUUGUCCGCUCCGGCAAGGCCGAUUGGCUCCGCGGCGACAUCAUCGGCUUCGAAGAGAAUGGCAUCCGUUUCAACCACCGGUCACAAGGCACGCCCAAGGGCGGACCAGGUCGCGAGCAAGUGAUCGAGGGCGAUGUCUGCAUCCUCGCCACAGGCUAUCAGCGACCGUCACUCUCCUUCCUCCCCGGCGAGUGCUUUAACGAGCCGUACGACCCGCCGAACUGGUACCUGCAAGUCUUCCCGCCUGCCCACGUCGACAUUUGCGCCAACAACUGCACCUACGUCAACGCCAUCGGUUCCGUCGGCAACUACCACAUCGGCAUCUACACCCGCUUCCUGCUCAUGUACCUCGUCGACCCUCUCACCCGCCCCCAGGAGCGCUGGAUGAAGCGCUGGAUCGACAUGACCCGUUGGAUCAAGUCUAGGGCUCCCACCGGCGCCUUUGACUUCUUCACCUACUCUGAGCUCAUCUACUGGUUCGUCUUCACCAUCGUUGUCAAUCCCUUCCGCUGGAAGUGGGCCGCUUUUGUGCUUUUCGGCAUCGGCAAGUCCGUCCCGCUACAUGUUGUCCGUCAGGAGGAUAAGAUUAGGAAUGGACUGGGCAUGAAGGCGAGGUAA